Hyalella azteca is the source of this 3352-nucleotide messenger RNA. RefSeq lists its product as uncharacterized. Gene Ontology annotation, cellular component: membrane. Lineage: Eukaryota; Metazoa; Arthropoda; Malacostraca; Amphipoda; Hyalellidae. Gene Ontology annotation, molecular function: potassium ion leak channel activity. The transcript has 8 exons. Gene Ontology annotation, biological process: stabilization of membrane potential; potassium ion transmembrane transport. The record is from RefSeq and is a predicted model, not a curated record. Bases 1613 to 3352 code for a protein of 579 amino acids.
ACGCGUCAUGUUCGCAUCUGGCUGGGAUAGCAACAAUGACGACAGAAAGUGAAUUAUAAAAAAUCAAAGACGAUUUUCAAAUUUAAAUUUUCACAUGUGUUUUGGAAAUCAAACUAGGAUAAAACUGAUUCUGUGUUGAACUCAAGUGAAGGAAUGAAAUUUACAGUUUCAAAAAAUUCCCGUCUCAGUUCCUCUUUCGUAUUCCACAACAGAGACCGUUAUAAAUUUUCGGCAAGCCUCAGUGAAGUCGUAUUUAUUGAGCCGCAUACUCUAAGCCAUUCCUACAGUAAGUGAUAUUUGAACGGUCAUCGAAUAUAGCUGGGAAAAGUCUUUUUUAAAACCUACGCUUGCAAAAGAACUCCCUCUCUCAAAGAACCUCUCUUUCAAAGGAAGCCACUCUAUCAAGGAUUCCUCUCUUUCAAAAAGUUUUUUUUCCCUAACCCUCUUUUAUUCAAAGGAACCCACUCCUCCAAGAAAACUUUCGAAGAAAUUCAGUUCAUCAAGGAACCGUCCCUCUCAAAAACCCUCUCAUUCAAAGGAACCCAUGCACUCUUUAAAGUAACCGCCUCUUUCAGAAGAACCCUCUCAAUCAAGGAACUCUCUCAAUUAAGGAACCCUCUCAAUCCCCUUUCAAAGGAAUCAACUAUUUCAACGAACUUACUUUAAACCCUAUACUGCCCAGAACGGAAAAUUCAUCCACUCAUCCACAUUUUCUUCAGACUGAUUUGCAAACGUAUUAAUCUGUCCCCCUAAAAUCCAGGAACACUACAUUGCGACUCGUCGAAUUACAUACGCAUAGUUCUUGUGUCAAGUGUUUUCAAAGAAAUGAUGUAGGUUGAAACGAUAUAAUAAUUUCCAUGCAUGCAUCCACUUUAAAAACUUUUAGGUAGCCUCGAAAUGGUAUGAAAUUUUACAUAUCUAAUGAAGUUUGCACUACAAUUAAUUCAAUGUGGCCCGUGUAUAUGUGACAGAGAUUUGUUUUUUGGUAUCUACAAAUUAUGACUCAGGCCAAGUAACUGAGAAGAUAUAAUUCCAUCUUCUGCUUCUGCUGAGGAAAAAAGAUGCCUCCUUAAGUGCGGGGUUUCAGCAUUUAAUGUGAAAAAGCAUUUUAUAUGUUGAUCCUAUAUGUACAUAAGCUUCUGAAAAUAUUAAGCAUCAAACUGAGGGUUUUAUAUGUAAUUACAAGAAUUUGAGAACUUGAAAUGAAUGUAAUGAAUCCAUAGCCGCAGCUCGAUAAUAAAAAAAUGUUGAGGGAAUUAAUGAGUGUGGUGGGAACGGUCCAUUUAACUUGUAAGCCCAAGCAAAAUUUAGAUGUGCGCCCGACCCUGCAAAAGGCGCCGCCCAAGACUCGGGCAUCACGUGAAUCAGGCGCUUUGUGUCCGUUCGGCCGGGCUUAAAUGGCAGUCUCUGCAGGGGCUGUUAAUAGUGAAAACUGGUAAUUAUGAGCCUUCAAGUUGAAAAUUGUUCAUGGACAGGCUAGUGGAAAAGUUGCAAGUGAAAUAAUAAAACACAUGGCCUCUAAAUUUUGAAUAAAUACAUAUAGGUUCUCCCAGUUGAUAAGCCCCAGGCUACCAUAUUCAUCACCUCUCUACCAACCCAACAUUCCUCUGACAUGGGUAAGAGUAACUGCGAGGGGCUGGAGCGAAGCCUCAAGCUGUUCCUGACGUUCAUGUUUAGCCACGUGGGACUGUGCACGUGCGUAGCGGCCUACACGGUAGCAGGGGCGUUUCUCUUCAGGUACUUAGGCCUGCAGCACGUGGUAGAUGAGAGCUCUGAACUGAAUACAUCCACCGGGGCGCGACUAGCAUCCACAGACACACAAUUGGCCGCCGUCGGAGUGAUGGCCACAGCUGCCGCAGGGAUAGCCGCCGUGGACAAAAGUAUGGCGGACGAACGAGCCCAAAAGAUCCAAAAAAUCGCAACCUACGUCGACAUGUUGGGAGACUCGGGAGAGAAAGAUCCUGAAAUGUGGAGAAGAAAUCUAUCAUCUAUGAUCGCGGACCUUGAGGCUCCUCGACCAGCGGGCGCUGUGGACGGGGGCCAGGCCUCAGCGGCUGCCCACAACUCCAGCGCUGAGGACACGGAUGAUGUCGCCACUCCCUUCAUCAACUCACUCUUCUACUGCGUGACCGUCAUCACCACCAUCGGUGAGUGGCCGCGUCAUCACCACCAUCGGUUCUCGUACACUCGCUUGUGUUGCGGCAACCCGCGGCGCGGCUGUUGCGGCAGCGCCGCGCCAGAGCCGCCCGCGGACGUGGAGACGGCACUGCCGCUGCCCCAGAGACGAGGAAAUACUACUCAGUACGUACCGCACCCCAAAUAUUCGCCCAAACGCAAGAAAAUGUUAAUCUCGCCGCCCAUAUCGGCAACUCUGCACCGCGGCAGUGACCUGCCUCACUCGCCUAUGCCAGAUUCUCAAAACGAAAAUUUCUCGUACGCCAAGCACGUUAACUCUGCCUCGCUGCCCCCAGACUAUCACAGAGACCAAAGACUAACCUUGGCCCCAGAGGCCCUGGAGGUACGGAAACUCGUGGCCGAAUGCGCCGAGUACGCAACUUCUACCAUUCCAGGCUUCACUCCUGACCAGGCGGACCUGAAAUACGAUCCUAAAGUUCUGGAACAAAGUCGUCGCACUCACGAUUACGAUUUCCUGAACAACACGAUGGUUCUAGAACCCGCCACCCCCACGCCAUCUUUGUCCACCGCUUCCCCAGUCCAGUCCACACCCUCGUCCCCUCUCUCGAGGGACGCUCCACCAAUGGAUGGGUGGACCCAGGACUCCCGGGGACUUUCCGUCACCAGGAUGGGACUGUCCCAGGAAGGUGGGUCAAGCUCAAGCCAGUCCACCAGAGCGGCUUCGCCCAGUUGGGUCAGCCUUUCAACUGGGUCUCCCAGAACUGAGUCUGCCGUCACCUGGGCUGAUGAAGACCCUACUGCAAACUUCGAGCCGAAGACCUUCAAGAGACCGACCGGCAAGACCCUCGUUGUUUACAACACAAUGUCCGGAGACGCGCUGUUGCAACAGAGUAAAAUAGCAAGAAGAAUGGAGGCGAUGCAGCGCAAGAGACACAAAACUAGACAACAUGAGGCAACCAUGUUUGUGGACCCAGCCACGGGCCAGACAGUCGACAGCAACAUGAUGGGCUUGGACAUUAGACCCAUCCCGCCCAAACCCCGGCCCAAGGAUGUUCGCGUGCCCAUCCCCAUCGUGCUGCUGUUCGUGGCCUGCUACGUGAUGAUAGGGGCGCUGUUCUUCCAGCUGCUCGAGGACUGGGAUCUCUCCGACGCCGCCUACUUCUGCUUCAUCACGCUCUCCACCAUCUGUCUCUUAUACACAUCUAGAUGUGUAUAA